Molecule: messenger RNA, 2085 nt
Organism: Lagopus muta (rock ptarmigan)
Lineage: Eukaryota; Metazoa; Chordata; Aves; Galliformes; Phasianidae
Gene: TEX47
Product: testis expressed 47
Exons: 6
Coding region: 48-1124 (358 amino acids)
Molecular function (GO): blue light photoreceptor activity; FAD binding
Source: RefSeq, a predicted model, not a curated record
GGGAACGGGCGGUGCAGCGCGGUUAAAGCCUUCCGCCAGGAGAACGGAUGUGCUUGGAGGCGCAGCUCGUCCUCGAGAGGAGAAACGUGGCCGGGCUGUGCCGCCGACGCGUUCAGCUCGGUAUCCAACCCAUCCCCAGGGCCUCGUGUGGCUGCCGGAACUCGCAGCACCUGCCCGAGCCGGAGGCGUGGCCCUGGCGCGCGGCACAACGGCCGUUCCCCGGCUCCGCGAGCGCAGCGCGGCCCCCACCGGCGGCUCCCGGCACAGGGCCCGGCCAUGGAGGAGGAGACGGGAGCGGCCGUGCGACGCGGCUGUCCGGAGCCGCUGGAGUUGGAGCGGAGGAACCUCCUGUCCGUGCGGCGGCGGCGGCUGCGCCGAACCCUGCAGUGCCGCGUCCCGCUGCAGCGGCUGUUGGUCGUGGCCCGACUCCGCGAGGAGGUGACGGAGGAGGAGGUGGCAGUGCUCUUCUCCAGGAAAUCAAAGCCCUGGUGGUGGCACACAACAUCCCGAGCAGGCUGUUCGCGAGGUGGGAUGUGGCAGUGACAUCUCCUGUGACACAUCCAGAAGACUCAACGCAAUCACAGUCUAUAGAAGAGGUGGUCGCAGAGUGUCUUACGCUCCUGGUCAACGUGGCAGACUAUGUGCUAAAAUCUGCUGAGGGUGACAGCAGUGACAGUCUGCACACUCUUGCCCCUGAGCUGCUCAUCCCAGCAGAGACUAUUGGCUACUUGUGUAAAGCUGAAGAAUGUUCAAGCCCUGUAGAUUUUCUGAGAAUGUAUUUGAGUCCUAUUCAGCCUGCCCUGGAUUCAGAUCUGCCCCAUCUUACAGAUGCUGCACAGUCUGUGGAAGAGGAGCUCUACCUUCCGACAGCUCCAGCUGCUGGAUGUGCCAUCUGCUUGCACGUUUACUUUGGCUCAGUUCAGGAAAGGUGCAACUCACAGUAUCCAGCUCAGCUCCAUCAGAUUCAGGCAGGAAAUGCUCCAGCAGAUGGAUGUGCCUUCAUGCCUGCACUGUGGGCUUCAGCAGCAGUUCUGCACUGUCAGCCCUUGCCCCAUGUUUCCCCCUCAAGCUUUAUUUCCAGCUCACAUCCCAUUAUUUCAGCUCCUGUCCUAUUUCCCCUAUGAGAUUUUGUAAGUAACCCACACCAGUGAUUUCAGCUCUGUGGAUUCUGCUCACAUCUUUAUUCUCAGCUCCUGGUCUCAUUCAGCUCCUGCACUGCACAGCUCUGCCUCACUCACACAGCUUCACCCCUGUGCCCUGGGUUCCAGCAGCAGCUCUGCAUUACCAGCUCAUACACAGAGAUUUCAGCCCUUGCCCUGUGUCCCCUCACACAUCCUGAUUUGCAACCCAUGUCUUGCCCUGUUUCCCCCAACAAAGUCUUGCAAUAAACGGGCACCAGUGAUUUCAGCUCUUGCCCCUUUUCCCCAAAGAUUUUUAUUGUCAGCUCCUUGUGUGUUUCAGCUCCAGCUCUGCUCCAUCAGCCCCAGCACACUGUGGGUUUGCUCCAGCAUUGCACAGCUCUGCUCACACAAUUCCAUGCCCUGAGCUGUCAGUUCCAGCAGCAGCUCUGCACUGUCAGCUCAUACCCACGGAUUUCAAACCUCGAUCUGUGAUUCCCCCCCUCAAAUCUUGAUUUCCAUCUCACACCCCACAAUAACGACUCUCCAUUUCCCCUCAAAGCUCUGUAACAAACUCACACCAGUGAUUUCAGCUCUUGCUCUGUCUCCCACAACACCUUUAUUCUCAGCUCCUUGUCAGCUUCAGCUCAGCACUGCACUCCAGUGAGAUGCCCUGGCUUUGUGCAGCUCAGCCUCUCCAACACACCUUCACACCGUGCUGUGGGUUCCAGCAGCAGCUCUGCACUGUUACCACAUGCUCUGUUUCCCGCCUCAAUUUUUAUUUUGAACACAUGUUCUGUUCUUUCACUGCCUCCCAUUUUUGUCCCCAUGAGGCUUGAUUUCCACCUUAUGCCCCACAAUUUCAGCUCUUGCAAUAUUUGCCCACAAAACCUUAUAGGAAGCUCACACCAGUGAUUUCAGCUCUUGCUGUUUCCCACAACAUCUUUAUUCUCAGCUCCUUGUCAGC